Suillus clintonianus is the source of this 879-nucleotide messenger RNA. RefSeq lists its product as uncharacterized. Bases 1 to 879 code for a protein of 292 amino acids. Lineage: Eukaryota; Fungi; Basidiomycota; Agaricomycetes; Boletales; Suillaceae. The transcript is spliced from 5 exons. The record is from RefSeq and is a predicted model, not a curated record.
AUGGCUUCUGUCACCUACCGCGCAUCCGGUUUCUGGUCGGAUAGGAUGACCUACUUUGGGGAUACGGAACAGGGCAUGGACGAUGUUGAGGCCUCUUUGGACAUUGACGUGUCCUUUGCGUGUCCUUUGAAAGACAUAAAUACACCGGAGCUGGUUCACCAACCAAGUACCAACUUCUCUUGUCACAACAAUAUCUGGUCGUCCUUGUCGCGCCAAAUCAUGGCUUAUGGCGUCCUCCCUGUCUCUCGAAUUCUAACAGUGAAAAUACGGUACGGUUAUAGGCAUAGAUCCCUCGCAACUUCUACUCUCACACCAGCAAUCUCACCCGCUUCAAGCGCUCGAUUAACACCAGUAUCGUCUCUUCGGCCACUUCCGAACACGCAGAUAUCGUCUGCGUCGGCAACCGAACAGAACUACGAUGUUCUAUCAACAGCCGCUGCCAUCCUUUUCCUCACUCACUUCCGUCGGCUGGGCCAGUAUUCUUGUCAACUUACAUGCCCUACAAACAGCGCACCUUCAAUCUCGAUGGCCAAAUUAAUGCUCAGUGGUCUCGCGAACUCGGCGCAGACAGCCGUCUCAGGAUCCAAAACAAGUUCCAUUGCUGCGGAUAUUACUCACCCUUCUUCGAAGCCACUAUCUCCCAAACCUGGUACGCCCGCUCCAGUUUUCCCAGGGUGCAAAGAAGCUUACAUCGACUUCGAGAAACACGUCUUGUACCUUUGGUACACGAUUGCUUUCUCCCUCGUCCCACUCCAGCUCGUCAUCAUGCUCGCAGGACUCUUGUGCUCAAACCACGUAACCCACCGCUUCGGUAAAGGCACCCUCCCAUGGCAGGUACGAUUCCCUGGAGAUGAAGUCGCCUUCACCGAGAGAAUAUGA